Messenger RNA from Procambarus clarkii (red swamp crayfish), 606 nucleotides. NCBI's taxonomy places the organism in Eukaryota, Metazoa, Arthropoda, Malacostraca, Decapoda, Cambaridae. The record is from RefSeq and is a predicted model, not a curated record.
AUGGAUGGUGCCAUGUUCAGUACCAUGAAUGGUGCCAUGAUCAGUACCAUGGAUGGUGACAUGCUCAGUACCAUGGAUGGUGACAUGUUCAGUACCAUGGAUGCUGCUAUGUUCAGUACCAUGGAUAUCGCCCCCGGGGCGUGGGUAAACCUGUGUGUAGCUGAUAUCCUAGGGGUGGUGAAGGCCGGUGCUGCCGACACACUGGCGAAGGUGAAGGCCGGUGCUGCCGACACACUGGCGAAGGUGAAGGCCGGUGCUGCCGACACACUGGCGAAGGUGAAGGCCGGUGCUGCCGACACACUGGCGAAGGUGAAGGCCGGUGCUGCCGACACACUGGCGAAGGUGAAGGCCGGUGCUGCCGACACACUGGCGAAGGUGAAGGCCGGUGCUGCCGACACACUGACGAAGGUGAAGGCCGGUGCUGCCGACACACUGACGAAGGUGAAGGUCGGUGCUGCCGACACACUGGCGAAGGUGAAGGCCGGUGCUGCCGACACACUGACGAAGGUGAAGGCCGGUGCUGCCGACACACUAGCGAAGGUGAAGGCCGGUGCUGCCGACACACUAGCGAAGGUGAAGGCCGGUGCUGCCGACACACUACCGUAG